Zeugodacus cucurbitae (melon fly) is the source of this 1110-nucleotide messenger RNA. Its product is annotated as odorant receptor 2a-like. Gene Ontology annotation, molecular function: odorant binding; olfactory receptor activity. The record is from RefSeq and is a predicted model, not a curated record. Gene Ontology annotation, cellular component: plasma membrane. NCBI's taxonomy places the organism in Eukaryota, Metazoa, Arthropoda, Insecta, Diptera, Tephritidae. The transcript is spliced from 3 exons. The coding region runs from base 1 to 1110 and encodes 369 amino acids. Gene Ontology annotation, biological process: sensory perception of smell; detection of chemical stimulus involved in sensory perception of smell.
AUGUCACACAAAAUUAAAGCAACUACUUUAGAUACCAUCGAGGCCUUUAGCUAUAUUUGGCAAUACUGGCGAUACUUUGGAAUGUAUCCCGAUUUGUAUGCACGUCGCGUCAAUUGGGGCUAUUUAAUUGUACUGAAUUUGUUAUGUGGAGUCAUCUUUCCGUUGCUUUAUAUCGCGUCACUUUUCAUACCAAUCGACUUGAAUCAAAAACUAGCCAAUAUCAGUGUUGCCGUGCCGAUACUCUAUACUUUGGGGAAACAAGUGAUCAUCGUUUAUUAUUUACGCAAAGAUCUGCCGAGAGCCAUAAGACAAUUACAAGCGUUGGAUAGACUCGCCGAGUGUCGACCAGAGGAUCGUAAUUAUAUGAAGCGCAUGGUAAAGAUUUGCCAUUGGAUAUUUUGGGGAACGUUUGUGGGUUUUUGGUUUGCCAUACUCUUCUAUGGUGUUGCGGAUAUUUUUCGUCACAAAUUACCCUUCGAAAGUUGGAUACUAUUCGAUUGGCAGCGUUCGGAGCUCGCUUAUGUGUGCGCUUGUGCAUUACAAAUGUUUGGGAUGGGAAUACAAACAUCGAAUGCCACCUGUUGUGACACUUAUGCGGUCACAUAUUUAGUUUUGCUGGUGACUCACUUGCGUAUAUUAAAUGAACGGAUUGCACGUGUGGGUUGUGCUGGUGCCAGCAAUGAUGCGGAGAAUUAUCGAGAGUUAGUGGCUUGUGUGGAGUAUCAUAAAGAGUGCAUGAGUUACUUCAUCAGUAUACGUCCCAUGCUUUCUGGCACUUGCUUUAUACAGUUUCUCAGCACUGCGUGGGGUCUUAGCACGUCUGCCAUUGCUUUUGUUCGUGGAAAUAUUGGUUUUUCGGAAUCUAUAAAAUUUUUAAUUCUCUUUGGUUCAAUUAUUAUCGAGGUUGUGCCGUGUUGUUGGUUCAUGGAUGAAGUUCUGGCUGAAAUGCGUAAAUUGACCAACUCCAUGUACUCGUGUCGUUGGUAUAAGCAGAAUUUGAGAUUCCGCAAAGCUUUGAUUAUUUUUAUGCAACGCUCGCAAAAAAUACAUCCGAUAGUAGCUGGAAAUUUAAUGCCUGUUUCCUUGGAGACAUUUACGAUGUAUGGAUAG